Messenger RNA from Stegodyphus dumicola, 4609 nucleotides. RefSeq names its product alkylglycerol monooxygenase-like. NCBI's taxonomy places the organism in Eukaryota, Metazoa, Arthropoda, Arachnida, Araneae, Eresidae. Gene Ontology annotation, biological process: lipid biosynthetic process. Gene Ontology annotation, molecular function: iron ion binding; glyceryl-ether monooxygenase activity. The record is from RefSeq and is a predicted model, not a curated record. Gene Ontology annotation, cellular component: endoplasmic reticulum.
CUCAUAUUCUAUUCUCUUUCUUCAUAGUCAUUCUCAUAUUCAUUCUUUGUAAUAAAUUGUGUCUCUCCACGAACAGAAGCUACCAGACAAGAAAUUAUUUAUCUAACACUACAAAUAUAUUACGUAUUUCAUUACUUGAGCAGAAAAUACUAAAAGCUUAACAUUUUUAUUUUAGAAUUUAGAAUUUAGUAUUUUAGAAUUUAGAAUAACACUUUCUUUAAUUUGUUAGCCUUCUAGUGUUUGUAAACUACUUGUCUGUGAAGUCACGUUAUUAUGUUUUUGCGCUUUGGUUUCAAAUCAAAAAAUUCUGUUUGUGGAAAGUUUAGUUUUUGUAACCUAAACGAGUGCAUUUCAAUUAAUAAUUAAAUAUAAUCACGAAUAAAAACAAAGCAUAAGGAGCAAUUUGUAGAGUCACCUGACUCACGUUUCUGUGAUUACGUAGGAAAAUUACAUUGUAGAGACAUUAAGUACUUUUUGGAAGCGGGAGAAGUGAAAAAUGAGCAACGCCUUCGCCGAGAAUCGAACCACGGACCUCUGGAAUACGCGCCCAGCGUGCUGACCACUACACUACGAAGGCAUGCUAAGAAGGCGGGAGAAAUACCUUAUAACAUCUUUAGGAGAAAAUCAAGGAUUUUAAAAUGUAAUAAUAACGAUACAGUGUGACCUCUCAUGAGAGACACCUGUGAACAUAGAAUAUCUCUAUUUAAAGGACACACUUCUCGACCCAGUUCCUUAGUAUAGGAGUCCCGAUGUGUUAAUUAUGUAAGAGAACCUCUAUUUAAGGCCUAUUACAGAGAUUAAAAAUUAUUUCAAAUAAAUAUUAUAUUUCUACUCAAAAUUCAGAUAAUGCUCGCAUGACAAGAUUUUAAAAGAAUUUACUGCAGGAAGAUAAAGUUCCUAGUAGUAAAGAUGUUCAAGGAUCAAAUCUUGUGAUUAGACAGAUGGCGUUUGUCAGUUAGAAGGAGGUUAAGGUAGAGGUAUUGAAAUUGCCGACAGACAGCUAAUGAUAGAGAUGAAAGGUACUUCUAUUCUCAAGAAAACUUCUUUUAACUUAGCAUUUCAAUACUUACAAUGUAAACAUUAAUCGGAGCAGAAGGCGUACAGUGAAAAUUAUGGAAGGAACUGGAGUACAGGAUUUCCUGCAAAAAGAUGUGCUAUGUCCUAAUUGUCUUUAAAUGACAUGUGUCUUUGUCCCUCGCUUUUUUAUCAUGAAAGAAUUCCAUUCAAAGGAGCUGAAGUUUGGGUGUACGCUUGGAUCUACAAAAACUACAGACUCAUUGAACUACCUUGGGAUUCCCCGUGGACGUGGAUUCUCUGUUGGUUUCUUACAGAUUUUGGCUAUUACUGGAUGCACAGAAUGAUACAUCAAAUCAAUAUUCUGUGGGCUAUUCAUGAGACCCAUCAUACACCAGAAGAUAUGAUGUUUACAUCACCCAUGAGGAAUCAUAUAUUUCUUUUGCCUAUACACUGGCUGACGUACCUGCCAAUGGCAUUUGCCAUUCCACCGACAACCUACCUAGUACAUUACCAGAUAAGCAUUAUUUACCAGUAUUGGCUACACACGGAGAUCAUCGGUAAAUUGCCUGCUGUUGUUGAAUUCGUUCUUUGCACACCCAGCCAUCAUCGGGCUCACCAUGGACGUAACAGGCGUUACAUCGACAAGAAUUUUGGUGGGUUUCUCAUAAUUUGGGAUCGCCUUUUUGGAACAUUCGAAGAGGAAGAUGAGCAGGAGAGACCACUGUAUGGAGUUACAACUCAAAUGCAGUCAUUCAAUCCCCUAGUUGUACAAACUCGUCACUUCAUAACAAUAUGGAAAAAGUUCUGGGAAUAUGAAGGUAUCAGCAAUAAGCUAUCUGUAUUAUUCAAAGGUCCAGGUUGGUCGCCUGGAAAACCAUGGUGUGGUGAUAUAAAAGAUAUACCUCAGCCUGCUCCUCAUUUUGAAAAAUAUGAUCCUCAGAUGCCUUUGUGGUGCAAAUACUAUACAUUCAUUCAUUUCAGUCUGCUUGUACAUGCUUACCUGAUGUUUGUUUUGAACGUGGGACUUCUCUCCAAGAUUACCACAACAGCAGUAGCCUCACUGAUCUCUUAUUCCUGCAUAUCAUUGGGCUUUUUACUCGACAACAGCCACUAUGGACCAGCAGCUGAAUGCUUCAGAUGCAUUACCUAUUUCGUAGUGGAUAUGAUAAUUUCAACAGAGAUACAGCGGUUUGGUAUUGCACCUCAUCUUACGAUGCUCCUGAACAGAGCUAUAUUUGCAUCUUCUAUCAUAGUGUGGAUCAGUUUUUUCAUAUUUUACAGUUUACAAAAAUCUUCCAAGGAAAAGUUCCAAUAAACUUCAGUUUAUUAUGAUUUAUGCUAUUAAGAAUGGUAUUAUAAUUUCUUCGUUAUAUGCAAAAAGCUGUCUUUAGUAGACUAUCUUUUACAUCGAAUGUGAUCUGCAUUUUGUUAUUCUCCCUCCAAUGCCAGUAUUACUGUUGCAAAUGACGGAAACUUUUAACGACAUGUAUAUUUGAGUAGUAUUUGAGUUGUAGAACGUUGUAAGAAGUGCAUUAUUAAAAAAUAAGCUUUUGCGUGCAAAAUAAUCAAGAAGCAUGAGAAACAAGUACCAAAGCCUGCUCUGAAUUUUAAAACUUAGCCAAAAUUAGUCAUAAUUAAUUAUAAACUUAGACAUUCCUUAUUAUCAGAGCAAAAUAUUUUAAUUGCAUAACAUUUUUGUUUAUGCCUGAUAGAAGUAUAUAAAAAUAAUUCCAACCCAAACAGCAUUAAACACAUUAAAAUUAAAGCUUCUAUCAUAGAAUUCGUUUUCGUCAUAAUUCACGAAAUGACUGACAAAAUAAUCAUAGGAGCGCUGGAGACAUUUCAAGUGUUCAUAUUCAAGUCCUCAAAAGUAUGAUGACUAUGCAUAUAAGGGGGGGGUUAGUUUAGUUAAAUUUAAAAGCAUAUAAUUCCAUUGUUUGUUAUAUAAAAUAAACUACUUCAUAGUGCUGGAUUCACACAUAUACACAGGGGGAUAUACAUUUGCAUAACUACAUUUUAAAAAGAUGUUUCAACAUUCAAAGUCUUCAGCUGCUGUGCUUUCUGACAAUACCUAAAAUAAUCAGUUUCAAACUAUCUAAGCUGUGGAAGAUCAGACCUUACUCGAAGGAACUUGCGUUCUUUGAAAGUUCUGUAAGAGACUUUAAUUAAGUUAUGCAAACAAGGAAGCUGAGGAAAAAUCUUACAUUUCUUAACAAAACUCCACAGCUGGAAAUUAAAAGAGAUAAUAUAGGAAAAAAAGAAUAACUCUUCUAUCGAACGACCAUACCCAAUGCAAUGUCUUAAAUUUAGAUAACUCUGGAUUCAUAUAAAUUGCAACUAAUGUCAAAUAUAAACUGCACUGGCUUAAAUAACUCUGAGUGUCUAUGUAUGAUCAGAAAUCACUCCAUUUUAAUUGGAAAAUGGUGUCUGGGAUACUCUAGAGCUGUGGAUUACAAAUAGUGCCAACAUGCCUGGAUCUGCACGUUUGCUUUUAAAGACAUUUCCUAAUGAUUGUAAUUUUUAAUCCAUUGAUGGAUGGUCCUUCAUAUAGGCACUGUCUCUUGAAUUACAUUCUGAAUUUUGUUCUUUCAUUUCAAAUCCUGAUUGCAAUAAAUCCCAUUGCUCAAACUGCCUUUUCUUGGGAUGUUCUUUGUUUCUUGAUAUUUGAUAUGUUCCAUAAGAAUUUAGGAUUAUCUAUCAAUUUGUAGAAUUCCUCACUCUUUUUGUCUAAGAUGAACGUCGAGGAACCUAGUGAACUGGUUAUCGACUUAUCGCUGAGUUCAAACAACUAAAAUGUAGACUCGAGAAGGAUUAAAAUACCCUUUAUUUCACUCAAAAUAAUAAUAACAGUCGGCCCCUUCUCGGACUUACAGAAGCCUCUACUUGGGCUUUAACUCAGAAAUAACUUAUAACUAACUAAAGCAGACUUAGUUAAAGCUAAAUACAAGCAUCUAACGUAGUUGGCCCUUAAUUUAAACUAGCCGGCGAAAAUUAAAAGGCAAGUAAUAAUACGACUGAGCGUAAGCCGUAUUAUUACUUGCCUUUUGAUAAUUUGCCUUCCCUUAAAUACUUCCUCUGACUCAUUUACAUUUAACAUGAUUCUAAAAACUCAUUCUGGUAGGGAAUUGUAAUCGAAAACAAGAAUCGAUAGGAAAGGUCUUCCAAAUUAAAAAUAACUGCUAUAAAAUUAAAAUAUAAAAUAAAUAAAAUUAAAAUGUUAUAAUAUAAAAUUACAUAAUCAAAUAUCUUAUAAUUUGAUUAUGUAAAUUUACUAUGAAUGCUUUUACGCUCUGUGUUUGGAGACUAUGUAAACAAUUAUGUUUUAUAUUUGAACUACAAUUUGUUUUCCUGCAUCGCAAAGUUUUACAUUUAUUCUUGAAGCACUGAGCAUUUCGAAAUAAUAAUAAUGAUGCCGCAUACAUGAAACAUUGCAUAUCGAGAUAUAUAUUGCAAACCAUGCCAAAGUAGCUUCUUUUAUUUCAUGUCUUACAUGUACUGUUUUUUACUAGGUGCUUAUAUGUGAAUGCAUGUGUAAAUUUUGAUAUUACCAUUGUAAACGUAACAUAUAUGUGAAAUAAAAAUUUUAUCUUUC